Messenger RNA from Schistosoma haematobium, 7036 nucleotides. Its product is annotated as histidine permease, variant 4. Gene Ontology annotation, biological process: clathrin coat assembly; endocytosis; actin filament organization. Gene Ontology annotation, molecular function: clathrin-cargo adaptor activity; phosphatidylinositol-3,5-bisphosphate binding; actin filament binding. The record is from RefSeq and is a predicted model, not a curated record. Lineage: Eukaryota; Metazoa; Platyhelminthes; Trematoda; Strigeidida; Schistosomatidae. The transcript has 22 exons. Gene Ontology annotation, cellular component: clathrin-coated vesicle; actin cortical patch. The coding region runs from base 48 to 3491 and encodes 1147 amino acids.
UGAAGGACAAAUUUUCGCUGAAAACAAUCUAAGCCAGACAGAAACUAAUGUUUCGUGCACAACCAUUUGAACUUAUUAGUUUGGCGUUGCUAAUGGGCCCGAAAGAGCGUGUUUCAAACUUGAAGGUCGUUUUUGUAUGCAGACUGUGGAGAAUGCCGCUACCUAACCUAGAUUCUUUGAAAAACAUCGCCGUCGGAAAAGAUAACGCAAAUAAACAACAAAUUGUGCAUAUUUUGAAGGGAAUCACGGAUCAGGAAGUCCCACCAAAGCAAAAACAUAUUCGUGGAAUUAUUUUAGCUACAUUUAGUGGAAAGUCUUCGUUGUUUUUUUAUGAGACUGCACUUAAGCUCGCUAUAUACACCAAUCCUGUAGUCUGCUGGAAGUUUCUAUAUGUUAUCCAUAAAUUGUUCCGAGAUGGGCACCGUGAGUGCGUAAGUGACGGACUACGUCACGCAACCAGAGUUUCCCAGUUGCAGUCUGCCUGGAGUAAUCACGCGACAAAAUGUGGAUAUCCGAUCGUAGACUUUUGUCAACUGAUAACCCGUAAAAUCAGCCUACACAGAAAAUAUGGAGUAUUACCUGGAAGUCUGGAGCUAACUCCCAGUGAGCUGAAGAGUUGUCUUUCUGCACAAGUAGACCACUUAUUUCAAUUUAGUGUCGAUCUCAUGGAUAUGCUAGAAGAAACAUUGCGCUUCAAAGAUGUUGUGCUCCUUUCUUUGGAGGGUAUUCAAGCCGCUUCAUUCACUCCCUCUGGUCAAUGUAAACUUAUUCCACUCAUUCAAUGUAUUCAAGAUGCUGCAGCACUCUAUGAACUAAGCGUACAAGUAAUCUUUAAGUUACACGAGUUAUUAGGCAAUGGAACAAUGUCCGGUCACAGAGAACGCUUCAGAGAUCUCCAUAUUUCUGUCAAGAAAUUUUUUGAAAAUGUAUCCCACAUGCAAUAUUUCCGUUCAUUUGUUCACAUACCUUCAAUAUCCCAGAAUCCGCCGAAUUUUUGUGUUCAGUCAGAACUGAGUGAACAUACUACACUUAGAGUUACGAUGAAUGAAUCACAAUCAUUAUCUCCACCACUGCCACCAUCUUCACUGUUGUCAUCGACGGCAGUACUAGUGGAUGAACGGAACAGUCCACAUUCAGGUGAUGAAGAAGAUUCUUGUGAAUUAACCAUUGUACCUAAAGUUAUGUCACAAAUUCGUCCAACUAAAUUAUCAACUGAAAAACAGACACUAAUUAAAUUAGGUUCUGAAAAUACGGAUGUAAAUGAGAAGACGGUUAUGUUGUCAAAAGAAGUGAAAAUGGAUCCAAGUGUCAAUGAUAAACAUCACCAUAUUAAUAAUAAUAAUAGUAAUACUAUUGAUAAUAAUUGGAAAAUGAAUUGGAACCCAUUUUUGGAUAAUUCAAUUCAAACAAAAAACCAUGUACUGUCACCUUAUCAUACUCAUGUAACGGAUGAAAAACAUGAAGUACUCAUUGAAGUGGAGUUGUUGAAGUCUGAAAUAGAAAGAUUAAAAGCAGAACAUCAUGAACAAUCUUAUUCGCUUUUGAAUCGUAUACGAAUAUUAGAAGAUGAAAUCAAAGAACUUGUACAAUAUAAGUCUAAUCAUGAAGAGCAACAAGUGAACUAUGAGACGAAAUUAACUGAAAAAGUUUGUCAAGCUCAAAUGUUUGAAGAGAAAUUUCUAAAAUUAAAAGAAGUCUAUACUAAACUACGUGAAGAACACGUUGUUCUGUUAAAAAAUUAUGGCAGUGUUCAACAAAACUUACAACAAGAAACUCAAAAGAAUCAAGAUUUAGUAAAAACAAUUGAAGAUCUCCGUCACCACCAAAUGUCCUCAUCACUAAGUGAAGUUGAAUCGCUUGUUUCUGGAAAUCGAACUGAAGAAUCGGUCGAUCAAUGUUUAAAACUACAGUAUCAGUUGAAUGCCUAUGAAUCAAAAUCGGAAUCUGUAAAUACUGAGAAAGAUCAACUUACUGUAGAGCUUUCAGAAAGUCAACAAUUAUUAAAGGAUUCUGAAAUGAAAAUUUCCAAAUUAACUAAUGAAUUGCAAGUUUUAAAUGAUCAACUUAACCAGGAGAAGUUAUUUGCAGUCAGGGGAAAUGAUACAUGCAACGGAAAUACUUUCACACAUAUUGUUGGUGAUGAUAAAGAUUGUAAGAAUGGCGAAUUAACAAUGCAUUUGGAUAAAUUUAAACAAACGCUUUUAACAAAUACCGUUGAGCAGGUAUUAUCUGUAUUACAAAGUAAUCAAACUAUUGGGCAAUCACCUGAAUUUAUAGAAGUGUACAUACAUUGUUCUCCAACGUACUUUUUAAAUCAUUUAUCACAAGUUACUAACUAUUUUAAUUUAUUUGAAUCUGCAUUAACUGACUACUUGUCGGAUAAUGAAAAAGGAUUGAUUCAAACUUCAUAUUAUAUUGGUCAGCUAAACUCUCAGUUAUCAUUACUAUCUCUCUUAUCUAAAUCGAUACGUCAAUCAAAUGGUACAAGUGAUUCUUCAUACAACUGUUUACAUAAUUUAGACUUAAUUCAAAGUGAAUUUACGGAAUUACUUAAUGUUCUGCUACAAAUCAACAGUAUUAAUCAGGAUCAUAUAAAUUAUAAUAACGAUAAACACAAUUAUUUCAAUCAAAUCAAAGAGCAUUUAUCUAAGAUUCAUAAUCAGUUAAAAUCUAUGUCUAUUGAAGUAACAAAUUUAUCGAACUCUCUGUCGAAUGAUUACAAUAAUGAUGACAUUAUGUCGUCGACUGAUGUGAUACAGAUUGAAAUGGAAACCACUUUUCAGGCUAUCACAGCUGCAGAACAGAAAUUCCAGGGAUUAAUUGAGGAAUCUAAAAAAAAUUCAAUCAACAAUGAAAAUCUUCAAGUGAAUUCACUUAUAUUAGAUUGUUGUUCUGAAUUGUUACUUUGUGUUGGUGAUCUAGUGAAACAAUCUAAACUGAUUCAACAAGAGUUUGAAAAUUCGCCAACGUCCUUUGAGUUUUAUAAACCUUAUAAUCGUUGGACCAAGGGUCUUUUAUCGGCUGCUAAAUUUGUCGGUGCUAGUGCUAAUGUCAUGGUUGAAAUAGCUGAUUCCAUAGUUUGUGGAAAAGAUGUAAAAUUAGAACGCUUAAUUGUAAUUUCACAAGAGAUAGCUGCUAGUACAACUCAAUUGGUUUAUGCUACUCGUGUAAAAACUACUUCACAAUCUGAAAUGUUCAAUAAAUUACAGUUAACUAGUAAAGAAAUAUGCAAGUGUACUGGAAAUUUGAUUGCAUGUGUAAAAAAGGCAAUUGAAGCAAAACAUAUAGAAGAACUUGAUUUUAGUAGCCUUACACUAACUCAAGCAAAACGUAUGGAAGUUGAAUUACAAGUGAAAAUUAUUGAAUUAGAAACAUCGUUAACAAAUGAGCGACAACGUUUAGCUAAAUUAAGAAGAGAUAAUUAUCAGUUAUCAGCUGAAGUAGAGGAUUUCUUGUUUGAAGUAAUGACAUGCAUGAAUGUGAAUGACUAGCUUAUUUUUUUUGAAAAUUCAAUUGUUAUUACGUACGACUUGGGGUAAAUAAAAGUUUUUGUUCAAUAACAUCAAGUGAAUUGCUUAGACUAGUAAAUCUUUUUUAGUGUGAUCACCUUGGUUAUUACUUUUUUUGAAAAGAGAUCCAUUAAUUUUCUUGCCAGAAAGUAUGGGCGUUGUUUACAUCACCAUUAUUCGUGAUAAUAUGCUUAUUUGAUGUUUGUUAAAAGCAUGAUUUAUUUGUUUGUUCAUUUUGUACAUUACAAUAAUACAGGGUUAUAUUGGCUGUCUGCUAGUCUAAUUAGUUGAUGGACAAUUUUUGUAACCCGAGGAUUACCUUAAAGAUAUUUUUACAUUUGAAAACCAAUACGUCAUUUGUAAAGCAACUUGAAACUAGCAUGACGUAAUCGAAUUCUCAAGGUCUCUGUUGACGUAUAUCCCUAAUCCUAUCUGAUAUUAGAACCAGAAUCUUUCAGGUUAUGAAGGAUUUCAGAAAGCAUAUCAGUUUCAACUCUUUUUCCAGAAAUGUUAUCCUUGUCGUAAAGUAAUUUGUUUAUGCAAACGUCUUGUCAAUAUAUGCGUAUGCACUAACCCAUUUGUAAAUAGUUAGCAAAUCUAGUUAUAGAGUAUAUAAAAUUUUUAAUCGUUUUUAUUUUUAUUUUAUUCUGUCCAAAUAAAUUCUUUACAUGGAUACACAUGUCUGCCACUACCAGUUGAUCAAUGAGAGAUAAUGAAAAACUCCCAAUGAAAAUUUAACAAAUAAAGUAGUCUACAAAUCUACCUUCCAAAUUAAAUGUAAAUAGAUUUAUUUCAACAGCUUAUCUACCUACGUUAUUAUCAUUAAAAUUUGUUAUCUUACUACUAAUACCACUCCAGUAAUCAGUUAAUAAUGCAUACCUAAGUCUUUCAUUAUUCAAAAUAACUACCCCCAUUAUUGUGUAUCAACGGCACAAGGAAGAGUGACAUGAAAUCGUAUAUUCAACUUUGUACUUGAUUUUCAUCAUUUUGUUAUUGUAUGAUCUCAUAUUGAUUAUAUUUAGUGAUAUGACAGUUUUCUUUCUGCCUAGAGAAUGGAAGAAUGCUUUUUCUCUCGACUUCGUCCCGUUCUUUUUUCUCUUCCUUUCUUCUAGAAAAGUAGAAUAAAUAAAUGACUUGCCAUACUUUUUUACUUGUCUAUUCAUAUUUGUUGUGCUCUUAUUCAUCAAGCUUAUUUGAAAAUAUUGAUUUUUCACUCGUCGUAACACGUCUUGCGAAACUGCUGAACUUUCCCGGUUAUUUUACAGCAUGAUAAUAUCUAUUUGGAUCGACAAUAUAGUAUUGCGUGAUUCCUUUCUGAUUGAAUGCUUAUUAUUACCAUUAUUAUUAUGCUAAACAAUGAUAUAAUUGCACUAAAUUAUUUUAACAGCGCACCUUAUCUAUACUUUCACUUAUGGAUAUGGAUAACUCGAAGAUUGGGAUUAGUAAUUAAAGAAUAUAUUUCCUAUGUUUUGGAUACUAAUCUCUCUGUAGUUAUAUUUGGAUAAUGAUUUUGAAACAAAGAUGGAUCUGGUGGUGUAUUUUAUAGCUCAUCGGUAAAUGGCGUUAGAACUAGUACAAUGGAGACAAAAAUGUUUACGAUGGAUUCCAUUUGUGUCAGCUAGAUUUUGUAGUUUAGUUUUGAAGUGCUAACUCUAUAACUUACAGGUUUCUAAUAUCAACUGUGUAUUCCCCGAUGGUUUUUAACAAGUGUAAUUAUCAACCUUACCAAACAAUUAGACAAGCAGUGCUAGUUCUUUUUUUAACAAAUAGUACGACUUUCUCCUGACAUCACUCUUCACUUUAUCUCCCCUUUGGAAAAUGGCUUUAUAUUUUGCCCGAUGAAAGAGCAUGUCUUUCUAACAUGAAAUGAGGUUGGGUUCUGCUAAACUAGAACCAGAGCUAUUAAAUCUGAACAUCGUCUAGACAUCAAUUAAUGACUUUGAUCCCCCAUUUACUGAAAGAGAUGACAAACUCGUGAAGGGUUCGUUUUAUUUUACUAAUUAGCGAACUAUCACCGUAUAUUAUUUAAAAUUGUUCGUCCAAACUAUUACCAGUCAGUAACUUAAAACUGUUCAGUCUCGACAAAACUAAUAAUAACAAUCUACCAUGGGAAAUGAAUCUCUUGUGUAAAAGAAUAUGGAUGUCUGGAACAAUGACCCAGCAAAAUGUCGAUCUAUAGAGGAUAGUGUAACCAUUUCAUCACAACUUGAGUUUAUCAUUUGAAUAAAAACAGUACUGGUCUGAUGAAUUCAUUAGGAACUAAGUGUGGAUGAACCGGUAUUGAGAAUUGUACAGCUUUGAUAUUUUUUGAGAUACAACAAAUAUAAUUGGUUCUAACAACAACGUUCUUUACUAUCAAAAGUGAAUGCCACAUUUCCACUACUUUAAAUUCAACAAAAUCUAAUCAUUCAUGAAUAUCACAUUGUUCGGAAACCAAACUUAAUCAUUUUCAGUAACUAAUAUUGUACAAAAUACCAAAUACGUAGGAGGCAGCACCAGCUUAAGUACACUCUCACUGAACAGCAGUUACGGAUUAUUAUUACGAGGUAUUUUAAGACCUCAGUAAGGGAUCUGUUAAAAACGACCAAUUCAAUGAGUCGUAGCAUGUCCUUGUGAAAGCUAGACAGGGUAAGUAAACAGUUAAGCUCGCAGGAUACAGCAAUAUUUUACCAACAUACGACAGUAAAUACUAGGAAGUAUGUGCUUUACGCGCAUUUAUCAGUGGUCAAAAUAGACUUAGUUGGUUAGGGGUCAAACGAAAAAGUCUGCAGAAGCAACUGGUUUUACUUGCCCCGUAUAACCUUAACAUGGACUGAUAUUGUUCGAUAUGCGGUAAGACUGUAAGUUUGUUAUGCACCGACCAUAAAUCCAUCACUGAUCUAAAAACUACGUCAAAAUACACCGAAUUAGAUGGGAUUUGCAUAUCUGGCCAAUAAGCACAUUCGAAAAUAUUGAACUAGACAGUUGUUAUAAGCUUUUCGACAACUAAAUGCAUGCAUACAAUUUGUGAUGUGAACUACAUUAGCCAAAUUCAUAAUAAAUUACUGAGUUGCAUACUGUUACCCGACUCACAGUUAUUUGUAACUGUAAUCGACAACAACUAAAAAAGCCGGGUUACUAUGAGUUUUAUUCAACUUCGUGAUACCUAUCGGUUGAUCCCAGUGAAAAACGAGGAAAACACCCAUCAUAAACAAUUCCACAAGGCUUACAUACAGAUGCUUAUAGACAACAUUUACGACAACUGUAAGUUAUCAAGCUCAAACUUCCUUUCAUUCAAACUAUGCAAAAAGCACGAUGUCACUGAGACAGUUAUAUAUUUAUUUGAGCACAUUUAUAUAAAAGGUCGCCAAAUACAUAUGCGCCACUUGAUUUGUGUGUGGGCUGUGAUAAUGCUCAGGUGCUCAGACCGUAGUAGGUGGUUUCCUUAGGGGGGCCACACCUAGAGCAUUCGACCUAAAGGUUUGAUCCACAAGGCAGUGGAGCAUCGUAAGGAGAUGCAGUCCCAUGGAAGCCGGUGACCAACAAUU